CCGCUGUUGCCGUGGCCCGGCGCUCCUCCCCCGCCGCUACCGUCGCUCGCGAGGGGAGCAUGCUCCGCCCUACGCUUGCCCUUCGAGGCCUUCCUCCCCUCCGGGAGUCUCGCGUGCACCGUGCUCACGAUCCGGACGGUCUCAGCCCUAUCCAGCGCCGUUGCUGUCUCCAACAGGAACUUCGCUUGUUGGUACUCGGGUGGGAGGGAACCAACGAAGUGGGCGAGAACGAAGGGGUUGUUCAGCAUUGAGCCCCUUUUCGCGCAGGCGGGCAUACAGCAGCUCGAGAGAGUAGAGGUGCUCGAUGGGGUUGCUGUUGCUGUGUGUGGAGAUUGCAAAGUCGAACAUCUUCCGCAUCAAGGGCUGUUGGGACCCCUGUGACUCCGAAUCGUAGACAUUUUUCAAUUCCGCGAGGACCUCUUUCGCUGACGCACAGUUUCUGAUGUUUGUCAGCUUCUUUUACCACAGCAGUAGUGAUAACAUGGAACGCCCGAAGCCCUCGUUGGACUUUUCCUCUCGUGUGCCCCAUAAGCAGUUCGGAAGUCGGCAAGUUUGGGUCGCCCACGGGGAUACCGCUCUCUGCAUCUCCUAUAAACAGCCCGUCCAAGUCGAUGGUCUUCGCAGCUUGGAUGAAUGAUUUUCGCCACGAGUCAAAUCCGUGGCUACGGCUUUUUCCGUCUAGGAGCGGAGCAUUGACCGUCACCCUCUUCAUGUGGCUACUGCUGUAGCCGUCGAGGUAUUCUCCAUUUCCUCGAAUCACGGGUAUCUCACCCUGGGGGGUUCAUCCCCCUCGCUUCCCCGUAGUCCGGUCGUAUGCCCGGGCCCAUUCCGGCUCGUCUCGCAGCAUUCGCUCCCGAUCUGCUGGCCCAGCCACCUUCCAGCAGCUGGCGUGGUCCUUGCGUACCAUCUCUCUCUUGCUGCUGGAAAAAUCCCUCGCCACCGCCGAGCGGCAGCGUGGGCUCUUGCUGGCCUCCCGUGGCGGAAACCCAGCCGCCACUUCUGGCUGCAUCCACCAAGAUGCUGCCAGGCUCCUUCUUCUUCACCAGCUCCUUCACCAGGGCCGCCAAUUGCGAAAUCUGCCAUUGCAAACUUGCAAGCUUUGCAUCGCGGCCCUCCUCCACCGGCGAGCGGAUCUGUUCUCCGCUCGCAGCAGUGGGUACAUCAUCUCCGGCAAAACUCAUCCCGACGUUGCUUCCCUCGAGGGGCAAACCCUUGAGUGUUUGCGGCCUCAGCCACUUAU
This is a messenger RNA of Ectocarpus sp. CCAP 1310/34, 1240 nucleotides long. The record is from the annotation of a GenBank genome assembly. NCBI's taxonomy places the organism in Eukaryota, Phaeophyceae, Ectocarpales, Ectocarpaceae.